This is a messenger RNA of Hippoglossus stenolepis (Pacific halibut), 1786 nucleotides long. RefSeq names its product ATPase H+ transporting accessory protein 2 (gene atp6ap2). Gene Ontology annotation, cellular component: membrane; external side of plasma membrane. NCBI's taxonomy places the organism in Eukaryota, Metazoa, Chordata, Actinopteri, Pleuronectiformes, Pleuronectidae. The coding region runs from base 50 to 1138 and encodes 362 amino acids. The transcript is spliced from 9 exons. The record is from RefSeq and is a predicted model, not a curated record. Gene Ontology annotation, molecular function: signaling receptor activity. Gene Ontology annotation, biological process: positive regulation of Wnt signaling pathway.
UCUUCCGGCGUGGUGACGUCAGGUCAGCUGAUCUGUGCUGAAGGUAAAGAUGUCGCUGACAGACAGUGGAAGAAGGAUGGAGGCUGUUUUCUCCGCCGUGUUCGCCCUCUGCUUCCUGGCUUCAGGUGUACAUGGGGACAGCUUGACAGUGCUGCAGGCUCCAGAGUUUGUGUCCUUUCAGAAAGGAGACUGGCCUGUUUCUGGAGAGAAGAUCCCCGACCUGGUGGCUGUAACCAUGGGCUUCUCUGUUAAGGAGGAUCUGUCCUGGCCAGGCCUCCAGGCUGGUCCAUUAUUCCAGCGUCCCCGUGCUAACGUACUGGUGGUGGUGAGAGGCGUUGACAGCUUGGCGCUGCCUCAGAGUGUGGCCUCCUACCCCUUGGAGAAUCCGGUACCUUUUACCCUGGAUAGUGUUGCAGAGACAGUCCACUCUCUGUUUGCGGAGGACACCCCUGUAGUGUUGCAGCUGGCCCCUAGUGAGGAGAGGCUGUAUAUGCUGGGGAAGGCUAACGCAGUGUUUGAGGACCUACCAGUCACCUUGCAGCAGAUUCGUGCUCGUCUGUCCCAGGACGGCUCUGUGCUGUCCUCCCUGCCUCUCAACUCCCUCAGCAGAAAUGCAGAGGCGGAUCUGCUCUUUCUGUCUGAGGUCCAAGUCCUGCACGAUAUCACAGCUCUUCUACAGAGACACCGACAUUUGGCUAAGGACCACUCCCCUGACCUCUACUCUUUGGAACUGUCUGGCCUGGAGGAGCUGAGCCGCCUUUAUGGUCAAGACUCUCCCCAGUACCGUGAUGCUACUGCCAUUCUUGCCUCUGUCCUGCAGAAGUUUGGAGAGGAUGUGUAUGGUCUCUAUGGCAACAGUGCUGUAGUGGAGGUUGUGACGGUGAAGACCUUUGAGACUCCUUUGACCAGGAAGUCCCGCUCGAUCCUGGAAUCCAAACAGAUCAGUAACCCAGGCAGCCCAUACAACCUGGCCUACAAGUACAACUUCCACUACGCUGUCAUCUUCAACAUCGUUCUGUGGCUCAUGAUCACUCUGGCCCUCGCCGUCAUCGCCAUCUCUUACAACCUGUGGAACAUGGACCCGGGAUAUGACAGCAUCAUCUACAGGAUGACCAAUCAGAAGAUCAGGAUGGAUUAAGUCCUGACCAUCGACACUCCAGCUGUUCCCGUACUCCCCUGUAGUGAAUGUUGGUGUUUUGUGCGGUCUUGUUUAGUGAAAGAACUGUGACCACUUGAUGGGAGAAAGAGCAUAAUACUGACUCACCUCUUUGUUUACAGCACUGGCAUGAUAACAGACAUGACAAAAAAUAUAUUGCAGUGUUUUGCUCUCAGAAUUGUUGACAUAAAAUGAUUCGAUAUCAUCUUCCACCGGUGUCACGUCAUUCCUGAUGAUUUUAUCUCCUCAUCAACUACGUUUAAUUUUCCGCCUAGUGAUUGCAAUUGUUAUUUUUAUUGUAAAAAAGAAACUAUUGUAAUGUCAUGAGAGAACGAGAUUUGUCUGGUUUCUGUGUGCAGUUGUUGUGCUUGUCUUGCUGUGUGAAACUGUUAAGUUAAAUUAAAUCUAUGUGUAUAUAUUGAAUAUACAAAAUGCAACUAAAUGAGAAACUGCUGUACUCUUAUUGUGAAAAGAUUUGUGUAGUGUUUAUUUCAGGUACCCUGCUUCUAUUCCAAAUGAUAAAUACAUGUGGGUUUACUUAAAUACUUGAUCAUAUUGAAGGUUGUUAAGGAUUGGAUGUGAAUAAAUGAAGCUCUGUAAAUUGCAAUAAAAUACCUGAUGAUAAAUUAA